AUGUCCUCGGUGGGGGGAUUGGUGGAGGACGAGGACAAGGACCUGACACUGGAGCUGGGGAAACUGCAGGGCAGGUGGCAGAGGCACGAGGAGGCCAGGGUGGGGGCCGGUGGGGAGGGCCCGGAGGGGGAGCCCUCGGCUCCCGGGAGGUCUGCCGGCGAGAGCGUGGCGCGGACGAGGCAGAUUUUCGACGAGGGGGAAACGUUCAGGAUCCUGGCCAAGGAGUUGCUGGACAUUAAGAGGGCCCAGGCAUACAGCAUGACCUUGCUGGUGGAUGCUAUUGAUGACAACAUCUACCGUUGGUGUGUCAACAUGGCCGGCUUUGACCCCUCCAGCUCUUUGGCAGAGGACAUCCAAGAGUUGAGCAAACUGUACUGUGACUCAUCUGUCCAGAUCCACAUGACCUUCAAGCGCGGCCUGCAUCCCUUCUACCCCCCUCAGGUGGAGGUCAUCCGGCCGCGCUUCAAGAUGCCCCUGGCCUGGGCGGUGGCUUCCCACCCAAUGUUCCACCUCUCCAACUGGGACCCCUGGCUCUCACCGCUGGACGCAAUCCUCCAGAUAAAAGACUUCCUGGAGAAGCACGCCCGUGUCGACCUGGGCUCCCCUCUCAACGCCCCCACUGAACAGGCGUAUUCGAACGCUGAGCGGCAGCUGGCACGUUUGGAGGCCCUGUCAGAGCUGCCUCCAAGGUGCAUAUCGUUCCCCCAGUACAGGGCGCUGUAUGAAUCCCGGGGGGUAGUGGUGGACAGGAACCACCUGGAUGCCCUUACAGAGCCUGAGGCCAAGAAGAUGAAGGCCAAGCCCAACGGCAAGGAGUACUGGGCAGCGGGCACCGGCUAUGGGCACGGAAGCACUGAAGCCGAAACGUGGGACGCCAAGGCGAACGAGCUCGCACAGAAGGCGCACGAUGCAGAGAUUGAGAAGCUGCUCAGCGACCUCGGCAGGUCAUUGGCAACGGAACUGGGCUGCGUUACUGCUGCAGGAGACAGUGCUGUGGUGGCGAUGUUGUCAGGGGGGUCUAGCAGUGGCAGUCAGAUUGGUGACGGCCUUGGAAAGCUGCGCACACUUGUGGCUGCACUGGAGGGCUCCUGCCUGCUGCCUUUCCUGCACAGGGAGUUGGGCUGUGCCUCAUUCACCGACAUGUGUGGGCGGGCAGAAUACCAUCUGUCGAUCAUGAAGGUAAUUGACAAACUGUGCCAUCCAUCCGCAGCCCACCUCCUGCACACGACCAAGGUGUCGGAUUCAACCAAUGCGACCACAAUCCUUGAAGCCUUGCAGUUGCUGCAGGGGUCGGCAGUGGACUAUGAACAAAUGAUAGACCGUGGGCGGAAGGCACAGGACAUCGAAGCUGAGCGAAGAAGAAAUAUAGGACUCCCGGCUAUGUCUGCUGCCACUCUCCCAGCAGGAAGCUGCACACUGCAGAAGAACGUCACUGCAGAGAAGGAGGAGAGGUUGGGGCUGCAGUUGUCAGAGUCAAUCCUGUCGACUGUGGGGAUCCUGACAUCCCAGAUGGUAGGGGGCAUGGAUGGGAGUCCAGAGGAGCCUCGCUCCAGGCGCCCUUCGACAUCCAGCAGCUGCGGAGUCGAGGGCUACAUUGAUGCCAUGCGAGGCAUGCAGUUGGAUUUCGUGGAGGAUCUUGAAGCGCACAACUCCUUUGGCCCAGACAGCGUGCGAGAGCUGGCCUACCCAAAGGAGAGGAUGGUCCGCCUGAGCCGGGAGCUGUCUGGGCUUCGCUCCCUCCUCCCUUGCACCGCCUCCUCUUCCGUGUUCGUCAGGGUCGAUGAGCAGAAACUGAACCUGUGGCAGGCGCUGAUAACUGGGCCGGAAGACACACCUUACUCUGGAGGCUGCUUCCUGUUUGAUCUUUAUUUUCCGACGGGCUAUCCUUCAGCACCGCCAAAGGUCACCCUGAAGACGACUGGGGGAGGAACUGUCAGAUUCAAUCCGAACUUGUACAAGUGCGGAAAAGUUUGCUUGUCCCUUCUGGGGACCUGGUCAGGGAGCGCGGGGGAGAGAUGGGACGCCGAGGUGUCAUCCGCAUUCCAGGUGCUGGUAUCCAUCCAGUCACUGAUCCUUGUCCCAGAGCCCUACUUCAACGAGCCCGGUUAUGAAGUGACCAUGCACACGGAAAACGGCAAGCAGGCCAGCAGGGCGUACAGCCAGGAGAUCAGGGAGCACACCAUCCACAGGGCCAUGAUUGACUACCUGAAGAAGCCCCCAAAGUCCUUUGAACAAGUUGUGGUCACCCAUUUCCGCCUCCGGCGGGACAACAUCCUGGCAGCGUGCAAGAAGUGGAUUGCGGAGGCUGAGGAGGUGCGGUGCACCGCCCAUGCGAGCCGGCUGAGGGGCUUAGCUGAGGAGUUGACGAGGUUGUUGCGGGAUUUGUAA
This is a messenger RNA of Ostreobium quekettii, 2388 nucleotides long. The record is from the annotation of a GenBank genome assembly. NCBI's taxonomy places the organism in Eukaryota, Viridiplantae, Chlorophyta, Ulvophyceae, Bryopsidales, Ostreobiaceae.